CCCAUCGAGUCCAUAAACCCUUACAUUUCCCCAAAACCCUAAACCCACCAUGCCUCCCAGAGCCGCCGCUGACGGCGACCUGAGGUCAGCAUUCAAGGCAGCGAAGCGAAUGAUCGUCUCCAGUACGCUGGGCCUUGUGAUUGAGCUGGUCUCUGAUUUCGAAAAGGUUGACGAGUUUCUGGGUGGCACACCUCUGCAGAAGGCCUUUGUUAUUUACUUUAUGUUCAUCAGAUUAGCACUCGGUAGUUUCAGCCUCUUCAACUUUGUGGUCAUUGUGUAUUCUCUGCCAUCGCGCUUCAGGAGCUUAAGGAUAGUAAUGUGUUUCUCGAGUUUCCUAUUUUGUGGAGCUAUUUACUAUGGACAGGUCAUUUCGACUUGAGACUUUCAGGUACUGCCAGGUUUGCAAUUUUGCACACUAUAUCGUAUAGGAAUAGAUUGGCGAGAAGCCAGAGCUUCGGGUUCUUUUGGUUUUAUCAGUACUCUGUACUCCGGUAGUAUUGGAAUUUUCGACCGGCACAUUAGUCUAACUUUAGCUUCUCUUUCUUUGGUAAUCUCUGUCGAUUAAUUUUCUGGUAAAUUUUGUUGAUAAAU
Molecule: messenger RNA, 591 nt
Organism: Fragaria vesca subsp. vesca
Lineage: Eukaryota; Viridiplantae; Streptophyta; Magnoliopsida; Rosales; Rosaceae
Exons: 3
Coding region: 50-379 (109 amino acids)
Source: RefSeq, a predicted model, not a curated record